AUGCUCAACUACGAUGAACGCUCUUCACCUUCAGAGCUGUUGGACUCUACACCAGCCCUCACUUCUUCAAUGUCCGAGUCAUCGGACACCACGAUGUCCUGCUGCGAUGAGUGCUCGUUUCCAUUUGAACGAGCCGUCUCUACCACGACCUGCGAUGGAUGUUAUUUAUCGCCCGAGUCGUCGGCUAGUACCAUGACGUGCGAUGGGUCGUGUUGUUGCAUGACUGAUGUGGCAGGCCGGGUCGGCAAUGAUGGCGAUGCCUACCAAUCAUUGUAUCCUGAUUCGCAUCCUGGGGGGACCGCCUGCAAAGAAGGUGAUACGACCGUUGGCUUUGCAGGAGCCAAAGAUGUCGGCCCCACCCGCAUGCCUGCAUACUGGAGUCUGCAUUGUAUCAGUCUCUGGAGCGGCACGCCCCUGGUUGUGGUACGGUCUUCUCCGCUGGCUUGGGUGGCUACGGACGUGUACGAUCUGGACCCUGAUGCACUCAACAACUUCUGUGCUCGCUUUAGUAGGUGGGUGGACUUUUUCCACCCAACGGCAAACGACCACAAGGUCCUCCCACUCUAUCCUCCCAAAAUUUUGCCGGGUAGACACCGCAUUCUCGAUAUCUCGGAUAUGAUUUUACGUGGGGGCGAAUGGUAUGUGAUUCUCAGAGUCGAGGCUUGUAUGAGCCUGGAAGAAGUACAAAACAACGAUGAUAUCCGACCAUGGGUGUCUAGAAGAGGUGGUGUUGCUGGAGCGGGAGUCUCCUCGCGUCUUCACUCUGAGGAACUCCUCCCCACGUAUGAGUAA
Molecule: messenger RNA, 792 nt
Organism: Diaporthe amygdali
Lineage: Eukaryota; Fungi; Ascomycota; Sordariomycetes; Diaporthales; Diaporthaceae
Exons: 3
Coding region: 1-792 (263 amino acids)
Source: RefSeq, a predicted model, not a curated record